CUUUAAAGUUGAGUUUCUCCUCCUGCUGGGAAUCUCGGCUGCCGUGUUUGUGUGUGGGGAAGGAGCCGAUUCUAUGCGGAGGCUAAGGGAAGGGGGUGGGGAUGAGCAGCAGUGCCAGUGAGUGCUAGUGAGUGAGUGUGAGUGCCAGUGAGUGAGUGCUACACAAGGGACUUAUGCUGCACCUCUCUGUGCGGACCCCCUUAGCCGCGACCCCGACCCCGGACACCAGCCCGCAAGAAUGACUUGUCCCCUGCUGCUGUGGCGGCAGUUUCUCUGUGCGGGCUGUGGGAGCAAGGUGUCCUGAGGGAGGCAGCGGUCCGGCUACUCGGCGCUCAGCACUGCAAAGGGAAAGUCGCUCCUCCUGUCCCAUGUUGGGGAGGCUGAACAACUCCGACACGUGGCCUGAGGUGGUUUAAGUAAUGAUCCUCCGCUUUUAUGCCAUGGUGAUCUCAUACUUUUGUGCCAUCUGCGCUGCCCCCUUCCAGAGCCAAAACACAGAUUUGGAUUAUGGCCCUAAUAACACAUCCGACGCCUCAGACCUACACAAAGUACCCUACAACUUCAGUCAUGUCUUGCAGCAUGGUUUCUUCCCAGAUUUGUCAUCCACCUAUUCCAACAUGGCUGGUAAGGACUGGAACCUCUACUCACCUAGAGUGACACUUUCAAGUGAGGAGCCAUCUGGACCUCCAAUUCUUUUCUUGUCAGAGGAGACAGUGGCACAUCCAGAAGCAGCCAACAAGACUUCUCGACUAAAAAGGGCCGCGGGAACUGACUCGGUCAGCUUUUCUCGCCGGGGAGAGCUCUCUGUGUGUGACAGUGUCAACGUCUGGGUUACCGAUAAGCGUACAGCUGUGGAUGACCGAGGUAAAACAGUGACUGUCAUGUCUGAGAUUCAGACUCUUACAGGACCACUGAAGCAAUACUUCUUUGAGACCAAGUGCAAUCCAUCAGGCAGCACCACUAAAGGAUGCCGAGGUGUGGACAAAAAGCACUGGAUAUCUGAGUGCAAAGCAAAACAAUCUUAUGUGAGGGCACUGACCAUAGAUGUCAACAAGCUUGUGGGUUGGCGUUGGAUCCGCAUUGACACAGCAUGUGUCUGUACCUUGUUGAGUCGGACAGGAAGGACGUAAAAGACAAGGGUUGCAAUAUAGAGGGAAAAGGGUGAUUCCUCUCGUUGCAUUACUGUGGUUAGGGAAUGAGGAGUGUUUAUCCUUCAUCUGUUUACAGCGUGGCACAAAGGCCUGCAAUACACAUUCCUGGAGUCUCAACACCAACGUCAAUGUUUUAUAGAAGAGGGUCCCAAGAUGCACACAACUGGAUAUAAAUGAGCACCCGAGAGGCCUUGUUCAGCAGUUCUGGAAGGAGAACCUUACUUUCCAUUAGCUCACUCAGUGCCUUUUCACGUUAGUGUUCCCACGGCUGAUACACGCAUCAUGGAAUAUUGUUGCAAGAAUGGCAGAAAACCGCCACUUUCACCCAUGCACUGUAUUUACUUUCUUGCCUUUUUGCAAAGAGCUGGAAAGAAUUUUAUUGUAUUGGGCAACAUUGAACGUGAGAGACUCAGCUGAGACUCGGCUAAGCUGGUACAUUUAAUGUGAAGAAGGUCCUUGGAGCAGCAACUGAUUCCCUCCCCCUUGGGGAUGGUGUCUCCCCAUUAGACAGCUUAUACUGUAAGCUAGUAUAAAGUGGUUAUUCUAUUUGUAAAUUUUAUAUAUAUACAUAUAUAUAUAUUGAGAAAUAUAACUUAUUUGCAACUAA
This is a messenger RNA of Xenopus tropicalis (tropical clawed frog), 1758 nucleotides long. RefSeq names its product neurotrophin 4 (gene ntf4). NCBI's taxonomy places the organism in Eukaryota, Metazoa, Chordata, Amphibia, Anura, Pipidae. Bases 420 to 1130 code for a protein of 236 amino acids. The record is from RefSeq and is a predicted model, not a curated record. The transcript is spliced from 2 exons. Gene Ontology annotation, cellular component: extracellular region. Gene Ontology annotation, molecular function: signaling receptor binding; growth factor activity.